Messenger RNA from Arachis ipaensis, 1207 nucleotides. The record is from RefSeq and is a predicted model, not a curated record. Lineage: Eukaryota; Viridiplantae; Streptophyta; Magnoliopsida; Fabales; Fabaceae.
UCCACUUCCGUUUCUACUCUUCAUAAUAUCUGAUAUAUCACUUCAUACCAUCCAUAGUGGUUAUUUCAACCAUGGCGAUGGCAAGAUCACUGUCUGUCUGCUCCCUUCGCUUCUCUUUCCUCCUUCCACGCUGCCUUCACUCCACUGCCGCCCCUCCGCUCCCAACCCUCAUCCUCGCCCGUCGUCACAACCCCGCUGCCGCCGCCCUCUGUCGCUCCCUCCCUCCCGUUGCCGCCCGCUUUACCGCCGUCCGCUGCAAUGCCAACCGCGCCGCUGAGAACUUGGCUUACUCGCCGCUGAACAACAGCUCGUCGGGUUCCAACUUCAGCGAGCGGCCGCCCACCGACAUGGCCCCGCUGUUCCCAGGGUGCGAUUACGAACAUUGGCUGAUCGUCAUGGACAAGCCCGGUGGCGAGGGUGCCACCAAGCAACAGAUGAUCGAUUGCUACAUUCAGACCCUCGCCAAGGUCCUUGGAAGUGAAGAGGAAGCUAAGAAGAAGAUUUACAAUGUUUCAUGUGAGAGGUACUUCGGGUUUGGAUGUGAGAUUGAUGAAGAGACCUCUAAUAAGCUGGAAGGGUUGCCUGGAGUUCUGUUUGUUCUCCCAGAUUCAUAUGUUGAUCCUGAAAACAAGGACUAUGGUGGCUAAUAGUCAUUUUCAAAUGCAUUGGUCCAGCUGAACUAUUUGUGAAUGGAGAAAUCGUCCAGAGAUCACCUGAAAGACAGAGAAGGGUGGAGCCACAGCCACAACGGCAUCAAGACAGGCCAAGAUACAAUGAUAGAACAAGGUAUGCUCGACGCAGAUAAAGCAUAAGGUGAAGGAGCAAGUGUUGAUGAGAGGGAGAGAGAUGUAGAUGCUUUGCAUAAGGAUUGGAAUCUGCUUCAGUUUGUAGCCUUUGGAUGCCAACACAAUUAAACAAAUCAUGUUUGCAUCAUGUUAUAAGGCAGAGAUAUAUUUAGGUGGCCAGAUAUGUUCUAAAUAACAAUACUCAGUUGGAAACGUAUCAGGUGGAUUCUAUUCUUUGUAAUAGCUUUUCAUAUUUAGCAGAAUGCUGACCAUAAAAGAUAUCUCCGUCUAAUGUUACUGUUUCUAAUCUUUAUGCUGUUAGCUCACACUUGAUCUGAAAAAGUGCUUUUCCUUGGUUUUUUGAAGUUUGACGGGUCUUAUUUUGAGUUGAACCUGGUCUUGAUAUAUAAUUAGCAUUUGGU